Argiope bruennichi is the source of this 1962-nucleotide messenger RNA. RefSeq lists its product as uncharacterized. Gene Ontology annotation, biological process: cobalamin transport. The record is from RefSeq and is a predicted model, not a curated record. Gene Ontology annotation, molecular function: cobalamin binding; protein binding. The coding region runs from base 1 to 1932 and encodes 643 amino acids. The transcript is spliced from 11 exons. NCBI's taxonomy places the organism in Eukaryota, Metazoa, Arthropoda, Arachnida, Araneae, Araneidae.
AUGAUAAUGGGCCACGGUAGCCUGAUGGCUAGGUUUCGGCUUCGGAACCGGAGGAUUUCAGGUUCUAGGACCGAUUCCACCGAAGUGCCGUCGUGUAGAAUAGCCGAACGAAAGUUACUAAAAGAAGUGUACUAUGAAACGGAAUUUGAAAUUGAUUUUCGAGAUGGGGCGUCAUUGAGAUCUGGAAGACCAUCGUCUUUAGAUAGAGAGGAAAGACUUGAUGGCAGAUUACAUAUAUUGCGACUGGAAGACGCUGUACAUUGCUGUCGAGACGUCGCGAGAUCUCCUGAAUGCUCAGAAUACGAAUUUCCUUGUGACAAUGGUGAUUGCAUAGAUGCAAGAUUUUGGUGCGAUAGUGUUGAAGACUGCAGUGAUGGAUCCGACGAAAAGUAUUGUAGAAAAGCUGGUUUAUUUAACAGAGAUCCGAACAACUGUACCUCAAAUUACUUCAGAUGCAGUAAUGGACCUUGCAUACCAAUUAUUGGCCGAUGUAAUGGUUUCCCGGACUGUGAAGAUUCCUCAGACGAGAGGAAUUGUGUACAACCAAGCUCAACUCCUAAAAGUGAUGCCAUGUCUUCACCUAUUUAUCUUUUAUCGGAGACAAAGACAACAACGAUGAUUCCCACGACGACAACUCAUGCCACGACGCACCAGCCUACAAUUAAAUUAAAAUCACAAACAUACCAUUCUUCUGUUAAUAUUAAUACUAUGUUGCAUAAUUUUCAGAAUUUAUAUUCAGAUUUGCGUCUAUCUGACUAUUCCAACCAGAUCCAGAUGGCUCGAAAUUGGCUUCUUUCACAAAGAGGAAGCGACUUCGGCUGGGGAGAUGAAACUCCACGAGCUCUAACUGCUUUAUAUCUUUCUGACGUGCAGUCGGUCAGUAGAAAUGAAAGUGACAUGCUGAUGGUGAAGCAACUUGAACUGCAGAUCUCUUUAGCUAUUACAAGAAACAAAACGAAGGCUAUGAAGCUGACGAAACUUGCAUUGUAUAUAAAUGCUCUUACGGCUAGCUGUAAAGAUGCUAAGAACUUUUAUGGUGAGAACUUGGUUCAAACUUUGCGUAAUGGUGUGGAUGCUGCCCAUAGAUCAGCUGAAUUCAUUAACCCAUCUGUUUAUCUGACUCUCUGUAUCAACAACGCUACUACUUAUGAUGACACAAGGAAACUACACGACAUAUUUACAAGCAGGAAUGUCGUAGUUGGUAGAAUAGAUAUUCAAGCACUGGCGAUGUUGGCUGUUACAUGCAUAUUUCGAAAUACGAAUUUUCUUCCUGCAUCGAUGAAAGAAAGAUCGAGUAAACAGUUUAUUCAAAGAGUGAAGGUCCGUGGCCUUCCAGGAAAUGUUUAUGAAGCGGCUUUGAUCGCCCAGGCUCUACACGAAAUGAAACUCACUCAGCCAGGUCUACUGGAAUUCAUGCUGAAGCAACAACAGGAAGACGGCUCAUUCGGUGGCAUAUUAGCAACAUACUUGGUAUUACCUGUUCUAGCUGGUCGAAGUUUUCUGCAAAUGAACGACCACUGCGAUCAACGAUACAGCACAGAUCUUACUCCUCUCGAGGUACUGAAAAACUCGAAGCGUAGAAAGAUAUAUAUACAGUACGCUCUAAACUAUGGCAAUCCUCCUGAAAUAUCGCAAAUGAUCCAAAUGCAAGUAGCCGAAGGGAUCAACUUCUUGGAUGUCAUGAGACUUGCACAAGAAAUCAAUCCAAAAUACAGGUUUUUGUUGGAUGGCCAUCGUGACAAUCCAGUUGUUUAUUCAAUUGGUGGUAUUCCCAAUGAUGCUGAAAACGGAAUGUUUUGGACACUCCACUGGGCUUCCAAUAGUAACAGAACUAAAGGUGACGCAGUGCGACUUACACCGUAUUCAGGAAAUAUCAAGGAGUUGAUACCUCACCCUGGUGAUGAAUUCGUAUUUUGGAUGCGCUACAUAUAAUUUUCCAGUGCUACUGCAUUUGUUGUUCUU